UUGGUCCGUCAUCUAAAUGCCUCCGUCUUGUUCGUCGUUUUAUGCGAAGCCUUGCCAAGUAGUGUUUUCGUUUUAUUUGGUGGCUGCGUAUUAAACUAUACGUUUAAGUUAGUGUAAUUGUUAGAGAAAGGUGACUGCCUUCUGUUCACUUCUCAAUAGAGAACGAUACGUUGGUAUGAACUAGAAAUAAAGAGUUACAUUUAGCUAACUCGACGGUCGAUGUAGGGUAAAGGAGUCGGUACGGUAGCUAACUCACGAUGGCUCCGGAGACAAGCGCCUGGGCUCUCUAUCAGCAUGGAAUCUGAGGCCAACAUGCUGAUGAAGGAGUCCGUCAAGAUGAUGACUGAUAUGAUCAUUCUGUGUGCCACUCUGGCACUGUCCCUCUCCUUCUGGGUCCUCUCCCUCACCAUCAGCACCUACUACGGCACGCUGCAGCCUGUGUCACCAUGGCGCUGGUUGUUCUCCAUCUUGGUUCCCCUUGUGCUGACGAUCAGAGCAGUGAGGAGACGCAGUCUGGAUCGCUCAGGAGCCCUGGCAGCUCUCCUGGUGGGGUUUGCGUUGACAAUGGCCAACUACAGUUUCUUCUCCGCCCUGCUGGCUUUCUUCAUGUCUUCCUCAACACUGACCCGCUGGGGAGGAACAGAGAAGAAGAAAAUAGAUGCCGAGUACAAGGAAGGAGGCCAGAGGAACUGGGUCCAGGUCUUUUGUAAUGGAGGAGUUCCCACAGAGCUGGCACUGCUGUACAUGAUAGAGGUGGGCCCAGGUGAGAUCCCCAUUGACUUCGGUAAACAGUACUCUGCCUCCUGGAUGUGUCUCUCUCUAGUGGGCGCGCUCGCGUGCUGCAGCGGGGACACCUGGGCGUCAGAGGUGGGGCCUGUCCUCAGCCAAUCACAGCCUAGACUCAUCACCACCUGGAAGGAGGUCCCAGUAGGAACAAACGGAGGAGUUACUCCCGUUGGAUUGGUCGUCAGCUUCCUUGGUGGGCUCGUGGUGGGCGUGGCUUACUUUAUAUCGCAGCUUCUAUUCGUCAGUGACCUGCAUCUGGCGGAUCCCCAGUGGCCAGUGGUGGUGUACGCCGGUGUGGCGGGCCUGGUGGGAUCCAUGCUAGACUCCUUCCUGGGAGCUCACAUGCAAUACUCAGGUUUUGACUCAAGCAUCGGGAAGGUGGUGAGUUACGAGUCUGCCACCACCAAGCGUAUCUGUGGGAAACCCAUCUUAGACAACAACGCAGUUAACUUGUUCUCCUCGGUCCUCAUCGCACUAAUCCUGCCCGGGCUGGCGUGGGGGUUGUGGCCACAAUAAAGUGCUGACAGAUAAAUAACGUGGAGGACUGUUGAUUUCAGACUAACAACCUUCUGCAGUGUUUCAUACACUUAACAUUUCUGAUGGAAAGUUAAACAGUUUUAGUGAGCUGCAGAAUAAUUAAAUUUUAGAGUCCGCAGCACAGACGUCAAUAUAAAUAACAAUACAAUUGAAAGGAAUAUGUGUUCUAUGUUUCUGAAGCCAAUUGUUGAAAAGGAAA
This is a messenger RNA of Monopterus albus (swamp eel), 1522 nucleotides long. RefSeq names its product transmembrane protein 19 (gene tmem19). The record is from RefSeq and is a predicted model, not a curated record. NCBI's taxonomy places the organism in Eukaryota, Metazoa, Chordata, Actinopteri, Synbranchiformes, Synbranchidae. The coding region runs from base 295 to 1302 and encodes 335 amino acids. The transcript is spliced from 8 exons. Gene Ontology annotation, cellular component: membrane.